Cucurbita pepo subsp. pepo (vegetable marrow) is the source of this 1365-nucleotide messenger RNA. Its product is annotated as cathepsin B-like protease 2. Gene Ontology annotation, biological process: proteolysis; regulation of catalytic activity. Gene Ontology annotation, molecular function: cysteine-type endopeptidase activity. NCBI's taxonomy places the organism in Eukaryota, Viridiplantae, Streptophyta, Magnoliopsida, Cucurbitales, Cucurbitaceae. The record is from RefSeq and is a predicted model, not a curated record.
UCCUUCUCCCCAAAUAUUAGCUUGGAACUCACCCCUUCCUCCUCCUCAGUCCCUCCUUCUUCUUCAUCGCCUCUGUUUCUCCUUCACCCUCUGAUUCUGCCUUCCAAAAUAGCAAGGACAUGGCAUCAUCUUACUUCCAUUCCUCCCUUUCCUUGCUAUUUUUGGUCUCCUUCUGCUUCCUCCAUCAUCAUCAGGUCUAUGCGGGGGAACAAGUUCUAAAGUUCAAACUCAACGCUGAUAUUCUUCAGGAGUCCAUCGUUCGGCACGUAAACAAACACCCACACGCUGGCUGGAAAGCUGCCAUGAACCCAAGUUUUUCGAACUAUUCUGUUAGCCAAUUCAAGCACAUUCUUGGUGUCAAACAAACUCCGGAGAAGGAUUUAAAGAGUACCCCUGUUUUAUCCCAUCCCAAGUCUUUAAAGUUGCCAAAAAGUUUUGAUGCUAGAGAAGCUUGGCCUCAGUGUAUCACCAUUGGAACCAUUCUAGAUCAGGGGCACUGUGGUUCUUGCUGGGCAUUUGCUGCUGUUGAGUCACUUUCAGAUCGCUUUUGCAUUCAUUAUAACAUGAAUAUUUCUCUGUCUGUUAACGAUCUUUUGGCCUGCUGUGGCUUCAUGUGUGGUGACGGCUGUGAUGGAGGAUACCCAAUUUCUGCAUGGCGAUACUUUGUUCGUCACGGAGUUGUUACCGAAGAGUGUGAUCCAUAUUUUGACACCGAUGGUUGUUCCCACCCUGGUUGUGAACCAGCAUAUAGUACUCCUAAAUGUGUCAGGCAUUGUGUAGAUAAAAACCAGAUUUGGAGAAAAUCAAAGCACUAUGGUGUUAAUGCUUACAGGAUUAAAAAGGAUCCCUAUGAUAUCAUGGCCGAAGUUUAUAAAAAUGGACCAGUUGAGGUUGACUUCACGGUGUAUGAGGAUUUUGCUCAUUACAAAUCUGGGGUUUACAAACAUAUUACUGGUGAUGAGUUGGGAGGGCAUGCUGUGAAGCUUAUUGGAUGGGGAACAUCAGAUGAUGGAGAGGAUUAUUGGCUUUUGGCAAAUCAGUGGAACAGAGGCUGGGGUGAUGAUGGCUACUUCAAGAUAAAAAGAGGAACAAACGAGUGUGGGAUUGAGGAAGAUGUUGUUGCUGGUUUGCCCUCACCUAGGAACAUCGCCAGGGAGGCUUCCAUAUGAGCCACAUGCUGCUGUUUCUCACUCAAGUAUUUGCUCAACCAAAGAUAUGUUUGAUUUAUGUGUCUUGCUCUCGGGUCAGAACUAUUUAUGCAUAUUAGGUUGGUUUAUGAUUUGCUGUGUUGUACCUUAAACAAAUGGUAAGAUGAUGUCUGGAAAGGGAUUAUUAAGAAAAUAAAGUGUUAAUAUUCUUGGAAAA